Clonostachys rhizophaga is the source of this 1476-nucleotide messenger RNA. The record is from the annotation of a GenBank genome assembly. Lineage: Eukaryota; Fungi; Ascomycota; Sordariomycetes; Hypocreales; Bionectriaceae.
AUGACCACUCAAGAAGGAUACUACGCUUGUGGCGAUCGUCCCCUCCAAGAGGGCGACCUCAAGUGCGCCGGUGUCAUCUCUCCGCGUGGCAACAUCCCAUCUGUUUCCUACGAAAUAUUCGACGUUAUCAUCAUUGGCGCUGGUUAUGCCGGCUUAACAUCUGCGCGCGACUUGUGCUUGUCUGGUUUUAAAGUCCUCCUUCUCGAGGCGCGAGAUCGUGUAGGUGGACGAACAUGGACCGCUGAAGUAGAGGGUCAUAUCUACGAAAUGGGCGGCACCUGGGUACACUGGGGCCAACCACAUGUCUAUCGUGAAAUGUCCCGCUACGGGUACACGAAGCUGUUGGACAGCAAUGCUGACAAGGUUGGAUGCAACUAUUUCACAUCUUGGAUCAAUGGCAAGGCCAAGAAUAUCAGCUACGAGGAAGUGGGCCCUGCGGUCGAUAGAGCAUUCGAAACAUACUGCGACAUUGAUGGCAAUGGGGGAAAAACCAUUAUGCCAUACCCACACGAUCCUCAUUUCAACCCCGAGGCUAAGCAGUGGGAGAAUAUAUCAGCAGCCCAACGAAUCGAGCAGGUGCGUGCCAAGCUUAAUGAGCUGGAGCUUUACACUCUGCAAAGCUUUGUGGCCGCCAUAUCCGGCAAUGACAUGAAUGCCACCGGCUUUUUCGACGUUCUGAGGUGGUGGGCAUUGUCGGGCUAUUCUACCCAAGGCCUUAACGACUAUACGGAAACCUACAAGAUCCCCGAGGGCCAGUCCAGAUUUGCUCGUACCAUGUUCGAUGAAGCUCUAGCUACCGGCAAUUUGAAAUAUGCAUUCGACACCCUCAUCACCUCCAUCAACGACAGUUCUAAGGCAGUAGAGGUAACAAGUACCUCUGGACAAAAAUGGUCUGCCAGGCGACUCAUCUCCACCAUACCUCUCAACAUCCUCGACAGAAUCCAAAUUAAUCCACCAUUAUCGCCGGCCAAGUUUGCCGCCCAUUCCAUUCAACACAUUGGUAUCGGCGCCAAGGUACACAUGGAGGUUAAGGGCACGAACCUCCGAACCUGGUCUGCCGCUGCCUGGCCUGACUCAAGAGUCUUCAGCGGCCGAGGUGAUGGAAUCACCCCGUCUGGAAACACUCACCUGGUUUUCUUUGCUGCAAAUAAACAGGGACUCAAUGCACAGGAAGACGCGCAAGACAUGGUAGCGGAAGCCAAGAAGCUUCAUGAGAUGGACAUCAAGAAAGUGAUCUGGCACAAUUGGCUAGAAGAUCCCCUCGCUAAGGGUAUCUGGUGCAUGUUUCCUCCUGCAUACAGCUUCAACCAUCUCGACGCGCUUCGUGAGCGUCACGGCAAUGUGCUGUUUGCCAGUGCUGACUGGGCUCUGGGCUGGAGGGGGUUCAUUGAUGGGGCCAUUGAGGAAGGUACACGAGCUGCCAUGGCCGUUAUGAAGGAACUUGGCUUUCUUCGCCGUGUCGCUCCCGCGUUGUAA